Molecule: messenger RNA, 1851 nt
Organism: Coffea eugenioides
Lineage: Eukaryota; Viridiplantae; Streptophyta; Magnoliopsida; Gentianales; Rubiaceae
Product: tryptophan aminotransferase-related protein 4-like
Exons: 7
Coding region: 1-1851 (616 amino acids)
Biological process (GO): amino acid metabolic process
Molecular function (GO): transaminase activity; RNA-DNA hybrid ribonuclease activity; nucleic acid binding
Source: RefSeq, a predicted model, not a curated record
AUGGCGUUUUCAUGUAAUUUUGGAAUCGCUUCGAGUAUGCAGGCUAAGGCCCGCGCUUUACUUUUUGGGGUCAACUUAUGCCUUCAGAGGGGUUUUGAUGCCUUUGAUGUUGAACUGGAUUCCUUCGUGAUAGUGCAAAUUCUAAAUAUGACAUCGCAGUGCCCAUGGAGUAUCUAUAAGGAGGUGCAGCAGUUGGUCGGGUUGGUAUCCCACUUUCCACGCAUUCGUCACUGUUACCGUCAAGCUAACCAGGUUGCAGAUAUAUUGGCCAAUGAAGAUUGUCGACAGGGUCAUGUGGAGAUUUAUUUGGCCGCUUCAGCUUUACCCCAGUUAGCGAGAGGAGCAUAUCACCUUGAUAGGAUAGGAGUUGCGUCUAUUCGUGUGGAUAAGGCACUGAUUAUCCAUAGCAGUAAUAAUUCAGACCUCGGCUGGAGCAGGAAAGCUUCUGAGGAAGCUGAAGCAGUUGCUUCACUAUCGUGUUCAGGCCAUGGAAGAGCCUAUUUGGAUGGCUUUGUUCUCGAUGGUGGCAAACCAAUUUGCGAGUGCAAUUCUUGUUAUACUGGCCUUGAUUGUUCACAACUUGUUCCUGACUGUGUUGUAGAUGCUGACAGUGGAAAUCCAAUUUUCUUGGAGCCAUUUUGGAGGCAAAAUGCAGCAACUAGUGCAAUUAUGAUGGCUGGAUGGCAUCGAAUGGGAUAUGAAUUUGAAGAUGGUUCGCUGAUUUCUAAAGAACUUGAGAAGAAAAUUAGAAAGUUGCAUGCUACAGUUGGAAAUGCAGUGACAGAAGGAAGAUAUAUAGUUUUUGGUGCUGGCUCAACUCAACUUCUUAAUGCAGCAGUGCAUGCUCUUGCAGCUGAUGCUUCAUCUUCGCCUGCCAAGGUUGUUGCUUCCGCUCCAUAUUAUCCGGUUUAUAAAUCUCAAACCGAUCUUUUUGAAUCGGCAAAAUUCAAAUUCGAAGGACAUACAAGCUCUUGGAUGAACAGUUCAUCAAUGAAUUUCAUUGAGUUUGUCACUUCGCCUAAUAAUCCUGAUGGUCAGCUAAAGAAAGCGUUCCUUCAAGGCCUGAAUGCCAAGCAAAUCUACGAUCUGGCUUAUUACUGGCCACAUUAUACAGCAAUUCCAUCUCCAAUGGAUAAAGAUCUCAUGAUUUUCACACUUUCUAAACUUACUGGUCAUGCUGGGAGCCGAUUUGGGUGGGCGAUAAUCAAGAAUAAGGCCGUCUAUGAACGAAUGGUGAAUUACAUGGAUCUGAAUACCUAUGGAGUCUCAAGAGAAACUCAAUUGAGAACUUUGAAGCUUUUGAGUGUUGUUCUUGAAGGAAAUGGAAAACAGAUGUUCAGUUUUGGAUAUGAAGCUAUGAGGUUCCGAUGGGAAAAGUUAAGCAAGAUUUUGUCAGCAUCAAAACGAUUCUCCAUCCAGCAACUAACGCCCCAACAAUGUACAUUUUCAAAUGAAGUUCGGGCUCCUACUCCUGCUUUUGCAUGGAUCAAAUGCGAGAAGGAAGAAGAUAAGGACUGUCAUGCUACUUUAAGUGCAGCAAAGAUUAUAGGCCGUGCAGGACAUGUAUUUGGUGUUGACAGCACUUAUGUGCGUCUGAGCCUCGUCAAUGGCAAAGAUGAUUUUGAAUUAUUGCAGCAUAGACUUGAGAUGCUAGUUUUCCAGGAAAGACUAGUUAAUCUGAUGGCUGAAUUCACUCCUGGAGGACAUGUGACAAGGAAGAGCAACUUCACCGUGGCGUUGAAUGCUACAUAUGUCUCGGAUGAAAACUUUGGCUAUUACACCAAUCAAGAAAUGGCAUCAGAAGAUAGCAGAAAUUCACACGUUCAAGAGACUUUGCAGACACUGUAUUAG